This is a messenger RNA of Camellia sinensis, 534 nucleotides long. The record is from RefSeq and is a predicted model, not a curated record. Lineage: Eukaryota; Viridiplantae; Streptophyta; Magnoliopsida; Ericales; Theaceae.
AUGGAGCUUCUUUCAAUCAUUAGGAACAUUCUUUACAUUCACUUACAUGAAAAACGGGACAAUAAGGAACGAUGGCAUGGAGCUGAAAUCCAAGAGUAUCUAUUCAAAGAAGCAAUGUUGACUGCUCGUAGAUGCCAAGAAUGUGGACAAACACUUCCUCCAACCUAUCAACUCCUGGCUGACGAAGAUUGGUCAACUGGAAUUUUUGGGUGUACUGAAGAUACCGACAGUUUCAAGUGCUUGACUGGACUAUUCUGCCCAUGUGUGUUAUUUGGACGUAAUGUUGAAAACUUGAACGCUGAUAUCUCUGAAAGGGCUGCCUGUGUUGGUCAUAUCAUAUGUGUCGAAGGUGGUAUGACAUUUGCUGCAUUGACAACAGUUCUUAAUGGCAUUGAUCCACAGACAUUAUUUCUCAUUUAUGAGGGUCUGUUCUUUGCUUGGUGGAUGUGUGGAAUCUAUACCAGCAUGGCUCGGCAAUCAUUGCAAAAAAAGUAUCAUCUAAAGGUGAUCUGAAUUGCAUUAUUAAAGGCUUAU